Etheostoma cragini (Arkansas darter) is the source of this 1182-nucleotide messenger RNA. It is a transcript of the gene mchr1a, whose product is annotated as melanin-concentrating hormone receptor 1a. Lineage: Eukaryota; Metazoa; Chordata; Actinopteri; Perciformes; Percidae. The coding region runs from base 53 to 1132 and encodes 359 amino acids. Gene Ontology annotation, biological process: neuropeptide signaling pathway. The transcript has 2 exons. The record is from RefSeq and is a predicted model, not a curated record. Gene Ontology annotation, cellular component: neuron projection; membrane. Gene Ontology annotation, molecular function: neuropeptide binding; melanin-concentrating hormone receptor activity.
UGCAAUUUACUUGGGAAGAAUUCAGGCACUUGCUGUUUUGUUUAGGCUACCCAUGGAUUUCUUAAACGAUAGUAUUUUUUUCCUCGGAGACACUAAUUCAACAACAACAGCUGUAGAUGGGGCUCUUCACUGCAGUGCCAUGCUCCCUGUCAUCUUUGGCAUCAUCUGCUUUCUGGGUAUCAUGGGGAACUGUAUUGUCAUCUACACCAUAAUGAAAAAGACCAAGUGCCGUGCCAAGCAAACUGUUCCAGACAUAUUCAUCUUAAAUUUGUCAAUUGUUGAUCUCCUGUUCCUCCUUGGUAUGCCAUUCCUCAUCCACCAGCUGCUGGGCAACGGCACCUGGCACUUUGGAGCCGAAAUGUGUACAGUCAUCACUGCGCUUGACUCCAAUAGCCAGAUUGUCAGUACUUACAUCCUCACUGCAAUGACCCUCGACCGUUACUUGGCUACAGUCCAUCCCAUCCGCUUCAACUACAUCCGCACCCCUUGUGUCGCAGCACUGGUCAUUGGCCUGAUGUGGGGUCUGUCCCUACUCACCAUAGUCCCUGUGUGGAUGUAUUCAGGCCUGAUGCCUCUACCUGAUGGCCUAGUGGCCUGUGCUCUCCUUCUGCCUGAUGCAGUCACUGACAUAUACUGGUUUACACUUUACCAAUUCUUCUUGGCCUUUGCUAUACCUUUGGCCAUCAUCUGCCUGGUGUUUUUCAAAAUCCUCCAGCACAUGUCCACUAGCGUUGCACCACUGCCUCCAUGGAGUUUGAGGGUGCGCACCAGAAAGGUGACCCGGAUGGCAGUUGCUAUUUGCCUGGCUUUUUUCAUCUGUUGGGCCCCAUAUUACAUCCUUCAGCUGAUCCAUUUAGGGGUGCAGAAGCCAAGCGUAGCUUUCUCCUAUGCCUACAACAUAGCCAUUAGCAUGGGAUAUGCUAACAGUUGCAUCAACCCAUUCCUCUACAUUAUCCUCAGUGAGACUUUCAAGAGGCAGUUUCUCAGGGCUGUACGCCCAGUUAAUAGAAAGUUCCGUGUGAACCCGAGCACCACAGGUGGUGGCAGUCUGAGUGUGAGAAUGGUACCUGAAGGGGCUCAGCAGGAGCUAGCCUCUCGGGAGAUGAGACCAUCCAACAUGGCCCCACAAUGAAGAAUCCAAACAACUUGCAAUUGUGGAUCUGUACAGCUUGUUAGCACUCU